AUGCACUCGGUUGAAAAUGGCAAGCCGGGCGAUCCGCAUGUCGUGGUGAACGGGUCAGAGAACCGGCAACAGGGAGGGGCCCGCAAGAAGAAAAGGAAGGCCACGCCACUGCCCAUGAACCAGCUCAUCCCUAUGACCUUCGUCCUCCUCAACGAGAGCAUAUGCAGCACGAUGCUUCUGCCGUUCGUGGGGCUGCUUGUCGCCCACCUGAAAGGCGCCUCCGUCGAUGAAGCCGGCUAUCAUUCAGGUGUGCUGAUUGGAGUCUUUAUGCUCGGCCAAGUCUUGAGCGCGCGGAUGUGGGGGUGGGUGAGCGACAAGUACGGCCGUCGCUUCCCCAUCAUCAGUGGUCUUUUCACAAGCGGGCUUAUGAUGUUCGGCUUUGGUCUCAGCACGAGUGUGUGGAUGUGUGCCUUCUUCCGAUUCAUGCACGGUCUUUUCAACGGCAACAUUCUGGUUGCCAAGACAAUGAUGGCCGACAUCACCGACAGAACAAACGCGGCCAAGGGUUUUGCCUUCGUGAGCUUGUGCUACGGAAUCGGUGUCUUAAUCGGCCCCACUCUUGGUGGUAUGCUGUACGACCCAGCCAACUCGUCGGCACUGCGAUGGGCGCACAUUAGCAAGGAGAGCAUUUUUAGUCGAAAACCAGCGCUUCUUCCGAGUUUGGUCAUCUUCUUCUACACCAACCUUGGCAUGCUGAUCUGCACAUUCUAUGUGAUGGAGUCGAAUGUGAAAGCCCAGCCGCUGCCCAUGUUUUUGCGGUACAUCUAUCCCUGCUUCUUGCGUGAGCCGCAAAUGUUUGUUCAUCCGAGCGUGCGUUCUACGGAGCAGCUAGAGGCGACCACCGCAUCCACCAACAGCGAGGACACCAACGAUUUCCGCAGCGAGGACGAGGAUGGCGACUGCGUUGUUAUGAAGUCUGGCAGGCCGUUGGUCGGUAACGUCGCGAUGACACAGGUGGUGGACUUUGUGACAGCUACCUCACCGGUGCUGAGCGAGGACCCUCGGUUUGAUCAGCUUGUCCUCGCUGAAACACUGUCGAACGCGUCAGAGCUGGAUUUGAGGGUGGUGCCGGACUGCGUUCAAGACUCCAUGUUUCUUACCCGCGCCGAUGCUGAAGAUGAGGGCGCCUCUUGCCAGCUCAAAUGCGGUUUGUUUUCAGCACCGCUUUUGAACAUUCUCGUCAGUGGUGGCGAAACGGAUGACCUGCAGAGGACCUCGGGUAAGUGUCGGGCUGCCGAUGAUGCAUCAGACGAAGACAACCGCACCUUCUUCGUGGAGGCAGAGCGAGGAGGCAGAGGUGCCGCAGCGAUCAACAGCGGUGCCGACACCUCUGACGGCAAAGUCGAGAAACAGCAGCAGCACGGGGACAGCAUCGAGCUCAAACGAUUCGGAUACAGACAAGCGUUUGAGCGUCCUGUAACCCGCACCGUGCUGAUUCUCUACGGCCUCGUGAGCGCGGCAGACAUGACGGUGCAGGAGAUUCUGCCUCUGUGGGGCAUCGCCCACACCGACAAGGGUGGCCUUGGCUUCAAGGCGGACAAGAUCGGCUACAUCGUCCUCACCAACAGCCUGCCCUGCCUUGCGUCAAAUCUGCUCUUCUCCAAAGCGUGCUGCCGUUACGUAAAUAAACUAUCGCUGUUCCGAAUCGCCUCCCUAUGGUGCGGCGUCUCCAUCAUGCUGUUGCCGUUCACGUCUUACAUCAAGUCCAAUUACUUCCUUAUUCCGGCGGUGUUGCUGUGCACAAGCGUGCGCCAGUUCUUUUCCUCGUGGUGCUACGGACUGACGACCAUGUUGACCGCCCACUCGGCACCACCAACGCACGUCGGGUCCAUCAUGGGCAUCAGCCAGUCCUGUGGUGCCUUUGUGCGAGCAGUCAUUCCCUUCUUUGUCACGCCGAUUUUUGCUUGGUCUAUCACGAGCGGCCACUCUUUCCCGCUAAAUCACGUGCUCGUUUUUCUUCUUUCGGCCCUGACGUUUGCCUCCGGGUACGUGUACUCCAAGCGUGUGCGAACAAACGAGGAGGACGUGCUGGAGAUGAUGGAGCGUAGCUGGGAAUGGACGGUGUCGGUGAAAAACAGCGUGCAGAACGCCUACCGAAGGUUUCGCGGCACCUCUUGA
Messenger RNA from Leishmania major strain Friedlin, 2118 nucleotides. RefSeq lists its product as hypothetical. NCBI's taxonomy places the organism in Eukaryota, Euglenozoa, Kinetoplastea, Trypanosomatida, Trypanosomatidae. The record is from RefSeq and is a predicted model, not a curated record. Gene Ontology annotation, molecular function: transmembrane transporter activity. The transcript has a single exon. Gene Ontology annotation, biological process: transmembrane transport. Bases 1 to 2118 code for a protein of 705 amino acids.